AUGUACUCACAAUUUAUCACCGCACUCACUUGUCUUCGCUUUAAUGCACCUGUAGCGCCUUCUAGCGCUCCGCAACCUCCACCGCUGCUGCUUGCCACUUCUCGCCCGUCGCUCCUCCGGGUUGUAGACACCCGGCUCCUCCACUGCCUUGGCGCCGCUCGUGGCGCCUCGCUGGGGGGAUGUUCUGGACAGCGAUCCACUGCCAGUAGUGACGACACGGUGGUACUACUGUACCAC
Messenger RNA from Brenthis ino (lesser marbled fritillary), 237 nucleotides. The record is from the annotation of a GenBank genome assembly. Lineage: Eukaryota; Metazoa; Arthropoda; Insecta; Lepidoptera; Nymphalidae.